AGCUCCACUAAUGGUCCAGCUCCCUAAUUUUUCAGCUUUAUUUUAAAAUUGUAGAAUCUGCUCCUGAACCCUUGAGGCAAAUCAGGUAGUACAGCUCCUACACACAACCUUUAGGCUGCAAACUGGUGUUCAUUGUAAUCAUAUUUCACCUGAAUAAGACAUAUUUGAGGGAUAAGAGAAAUAGGAGUAGAAGGGAGAGGAAUGAGCACAUCUUGUAAUUUGUCAUAGGAAGUCCACGUUGUCUAAGAGUGGGAGAAGAAGGCAGAGUUGGGGCAUCCUUUGUAGUUAAGAGAAGUGGUUUAAAACCAUGAUGUUGAGUUGAGACAGCUGUCAGGAGGAGGGACGUGAUUGAAGCAGCCUUCAGUUGCUGGAAGCAGCAUGGGAUCUCAUUGCUUUGGGCCUUCAGAAAGCCUUCAUUUUGCCUCUCCAGAUUUCAUCUCUGUUGCCACCUCUUACCUGUGGUUUCCCCUUCCUUUUCUCCCAGCUCUGGAUUUGGAUUCUGAUCAAUCCCUUUCUGAGACCGUCCUUUUGCCAGUUUAUUCUUCAGAAGUGAAUCAAAAAACCAAUGAUGAAGAAGAGAAGCAUUUUUUGGUCCAGGACAGUUCCUCUUCCCCUUCUCCCCCUCCCAGGCGACGUGGGCCUUGCAGGAAACCACCAAGAGCCUUUGGAAAGAUAAGGGAGGUGAAUAAGCGCUUGCAAGGUCUCCGAUCUUACCUGAGCCCCCUGUCACCCAAAGGCCAUGUUUCUGAGAACUCCGAAGAUGAAGUGAUCUUGGUGGAGGAGAACAAUGUUAGGGAGAGCCCCCGACUCUUAACUCUUAAAGUGAGGUGCCGGGCUGACCUUGUCAGAUUGCCUCUCAGCACGGCCGAGCCCUUGCAGGUCGUUGUGGAUCACAUGGCAUCUCGCCUAGGAGUGUCCCCUGCCCGAAUUCUUCUGCUGUUCCGAGAAGUAGAGCUUUCCCCAAGUGCCACCCUCAGCUCUCUAAAGAUUGGAGUGGCUGACAUCAUUGAUUGUGUGGUCCUGUCCAGUACUCCUGAGCCUUCAAAAGAGUCAGAAUCGGGUGAGGAACUUCGGCUCAGGGUUCAGGGGCAAGAGAAACACCAGGUUCUGGAGGUCACUGUGCCCCGGGGUGCUCCUCUUAAAACACUGAUGUCUCACUAUGCAGAGGCCAUGGGACUCAAAGGACAUAAGCUCUCUUUCUUUUUUGAUGGUGAGAAGCUUUCUGGCCAAGGGACCCCAGCAGAGUUAGGCAUGGAACAAGAGGACCUCAUUGAGGUUAGGGGUUGAAGUGUGAUGUUCUGCCUUCUGCCUCCUCCCCUGCCUUCAGACCGCGAGAUGUGAAGCUGGGGCUCCUCAAAAAUCUAAGGAGAAUGCCUGCCCUUCUCACCUUCCUUCUCUGUCUUCUUUCCCCUCUUCCGGUUGCCCUAAAGCUAGAUCUGAGAAAGACCUUCCCUUCCCCCCCUUUUCCCUUGUCCAAAUUUACCACUCACCCUUCUUUCAUGGGUGUCCUGGGGGUGAUGCUGCUGCUCUAGCAUUUUCCGUCAGUUUCUAUGAGUGCAUCCUAGUCCUCUUCUGCUAGCUGAAGGAUUUGGGUCCCAUUUACCCUGUAUAUAUGUAAAUGUGUCCUUUGAUCUCUGUCUCCUAACACUAAUUCUUUUGGAUUGGGUGUGAAGAUGUAUUGCAGACCCCUUAUUUCCAAAUAUCUUUCCAUGAGACCAGUCAUUUUUGUAACUGGAGUUAAAAUAAAAUGAAUGAUGUAGUUUGGAUUCUGGGUUUGAA
Vombatus ursinus (common wombat) is the source of this 1779-nucleotide messenger RNA. RefSeq names its product NFATC2-interacting protein-like. The transcript is spliced from 6 exons. Gene Ontology annotation, molecular function: protein binding. The record is from RefSeq and is a predicted model, not a curated record. NCBI's taxonomy places the organism in Eukaryota, Metazoa, Chordata, Mammalia, Diprotodontia, Vombatidae. Gene Ontology annotation, biological process: cytokine production; positive regulation of transcription by RNA polymerase II. The coding region runs from base 379 to 1287 and encodes 302 amino acids.